AAGCGUUACAUUAUAUUCAUUUAUCACGACAUUUGCUGAUAUGUCAUGUUUUCAUGAGAUUUUGCGUUGAUCUUGUGUUGUAAUCUUAGCGAAAUCUCCUCAUGCAUGAUGGGACAGGACCAGAGUGCCACCAUGAGGCGACUCGCUCCUACACAGGUGGUUGUCUUCAUGCAGAAACUUCACCACCACGCAGCCACCCUGAAGACAGCGGCCACAUUAUCAUACGAAGAGUUCCUGGCGAGUGUCCAUCAAUUGAAUGAACUUACAAAGUCAUUUGGAGAAACAAGUGGUAAACAGCUGAUAUUUUCAGUCAAGAAGGGGACUGAUGAGACUGUGUUAUGGAAAGGGUUAGUCAGGAUAAAGUGCCUUAAGGUUGACAUCACAACAGGCCUUGUUGUUUCUACUCGCAUUCUUAACCUGAGACAAUACAUCAAACUUUACACAGAGAUUAUGCACCAAGUGUCUCUGGCAGCAGCCGAUUCAGACACGAAAGUGGACUUGGAUGCAUCUGUCAUCAUGCAGGCAGUGACCGACAUUGAAGAAACUGGAGAUGACGACAGUGAAUGUGUAAUAUGCAUGGAUCGUAAAGCAGUCAUCAUCCUAAGUUGCAAUCACAUGUAUUGUGAGGAGUGUAUUGAUAAGUGGAAUGCGUCAAGCAAAUCGUGCCCGAUCUGCCGCAAACAGCUGGAGAGUAAUGACGACGCCUGGUACAUGGCUGAGAAGCCGGGUUCGGACGAAAUGGCAUCUGACGUGCAGGACUACCUCAUGGGAAUCACGGAUACCGAUAACGCCAGCAAGUGAACGGACUAUUGUGAUUGGUUCACGCUGUGCAUAGGAAGGUGCAUGUCAUGUCUUUGAUGUGAUGUAGGAUUGGGAGUUCAUGCGAUUUUCAGUGCGUGUCUUAUACCCCAUACUGUGCAGGGGUAAAGUGCUUUGAAAUGAUUUCCCAGUCAAAUUCAGGAACACUUCUGUAAAAGCCGAGGAGCGUACAUUCCGGCAUUCUAGUCAGAUUCUUGGAUGAUUUUCCGAGAAAAUUGUUUGUGUUCAUAUCAGUGCAUUGCAUAAUGUUUUUAUAAGGUCUUUGUGAAACAUCUUAUAAAAGCGUUAAUGUUUGUACAUCCAUGUAAGAAGGGGACUCUUCUAGUUAAUACUAAUAGAGAUUUCUUGUGCAGUGUAUAAAACUGCAUUCUUGUACAAAGCUGUCUGUAUAAGGUACAAUGUAUACAAAUAAAUUAUUUUGCAUGAAGAAAUGAGUUAUGUGUUGUAUUGUCA
Messenger RNA from Lineus longissimus, 1272 nucleotides. Its product is annotated as RING finger protein 141-like. Gene Ontology annotation, biological process: protein autoubiquitination. The coding region runs from base 106 to 801 and encodes 231 amino acids. The transcript has 6 exons. NCBI's taxonomy places the organism in Eukaryota, Metazoa, Nemertea, Pilidiophora, Heteronemertea, Lineidae. Gene Ontology annotation, molecular function: ubiquitin-protein transferase activity. The record is from RefSeq and is a predicted model, not a curated record.